AUGGGCGUCGCCCUGCGGGCCAUCCUCGCCGUCUUGGCUCUGGGACCGCUGGCCGUCCUGGGCAACUUUGAUACCGUCUCUUUUUCGCCCGUCGAGCAGUGCGGUGCCUUCAAUGUCUCCUUUGGCGGCGGCGUCGCGCCAGACGCUCUCCCCCUCAUUCUCACCGUCAUUCCUUUCAACGCCAGCCCCAUCUACAUCCAGAUCCCCGAGGACGCAUGGAACUCGACGUCCGCCACUGGCGCUGCCAUUACUUUCCUACCACUAGCGGCCGGCACCAACUUCCUCGCAUCUCUCGACGAUGCCUACGGUCGACCCACCGGAGUUAACACGUCCGACAUUAUCCUGGUCGCAGCCUCCCCAUCCAAUGACUCCUCAUGCCUGAAUGGCGUAUCGCUCGCGCAGCCGUCGACAUAUGCUAUCAGCGGGGAUCCUUCCCAAUGUGUGGACACGGCCAUCACCUUCAACGCGUCCACUGUCACAUCGGCACCCAGCGUACGCGCCUUUGUUCCCCGCGGCCCGUCGUUCGAGCUCUCCCAAACAAAUGCGACGGAUGGUGAAGCGAAUUACCUCAUGAACAUUACUCGCGGCACGCAAGUGGCCUUGCUAUUCGAUGGUGGCGACUCUGAUGCCCAGACGUCGGACCUGUUCACCGUGUUUGGCGAUACGUCCAGUCCGACGUCCUGCAUCGCGAGUAGUGCGGCAUCGAGCACCCAGGCCCUGGGAGAAACUAGCUCGUCCUCUGGCAGCCUCUCAAGGGUGUCUAUCAUUGUCAUCGCGAUCUCAACAGUCGCCGUCACCGGUACACUAUCGCUCCUGGCGCUCAUUUUUGUUGCUCGGGAGCGUCGCAAGCGCCGUACUGCCCAACUCCACGACCAGAUCUUCCCUCGGUCAGAUCCAGAGAAAGUCAACCCUUAUGCGUCCCCUGUGCAACCUUCGGACCCGCCUCCCUUUGAGCCGCGCGGGCCACCGCCUCCGCCAGGAAACGCACAGGAGACUACUCCAGCUCCUGCUCCCGCACACAUGGCUGACAUGCGCCAGACGCGAGUAUUAACCGGUACUCCCUAUGGCAACGUCUCGCCUCGGUCUAAUACGAACGUGCCACUCAAUAUGCCCGAUACGCCGAAGACGCCGAAGAGUGCAGCAUCAUCCAUCUUUGUGCUUCCCUCGCCGCCUCCGCCGCCUAUCCUCACGCUGCCCCAAUUCGCCCAGCGAUCAUCGGCUCAACGCUCGUCGGCCCGCACUACGCCCGGCCGGCACGGUAGCCUCGCGAGUGUGAACGCACGCACCUUGGCCGAUCUGGACAUCGAGAGAAUGCUCGAGGAAGCCGCAUUGACGCCUGGUCUUCCAUCUGGGAACCCUUUGACAGGCGGCAUGCCUUCUGGCCGUCCCAGCCCGCCGUCUCCAGGUCUCAGCCCUCGAGUGAUGUCUCCGUCCUCACGGUUGUCCCCAGUCAGCGCGAAGCGCGAUGCCCAUGAGCUGGACGUUCCCAGCUCGGCUACCUACUCGGACUUCUCCCAUAGUCAAGCCUCCCCAGCCACUCCGUCUUUCCGCUCUACCAGCCGUCCUGAUCCGCCGCCCUUCUCUGCUGGCGUACGGAGCUUCGCUCAGGCUCAGACCCAGCCACUCAACGUCGCGCGUGGUGGCUCCCCGCACGCAGUGUAG
Molecule: messenger RNA, 1662 nt
Organism: Peniophora sp. CBMAI 1063
Lineage: Eukaryota; Fungi; Basidiomycota; Agaricomycetes; Russulales; Peniophoraceae
Source: the annotation of a GenBank genome assembly